This is a messenger RNA of Temnothorax curvispinosus, 1794 nucleotides long. RefSeq names its product FUN14 domain-containing protein 1-like. The coding region runs from base 338 to 874 and encodes 178 amino acids. Gene Ontology annotation, biological process: autophagy of mitochondrion. The transcript is spliced from 4 exons. The record is from RefSeq and is a predicted model, not a curated record. NCBI's taxonomy places the organism in Eukaryota, Metazoa, Arthropoda, Insecta, Hymenoptera, Formicidae. Gene Ontology annotation, cellular component: mitochondrial outer membrane.
UAAACUUCAGGCGACUAGAAAUAAAAAUAAAAUGGGAUCAAAUAUACGAAUUCGAGCGUUAAAAAACGAGGUAAAAAUUGAUCCAAAUUUAUGUGUGAGCAGUUCUCUUUGGUAUGAGCAAGAGAGAAAGAGAAAAAGAGGAACAGAGAGGAGCAAAGUGCAGAAGGUGCAAUAAACGAACAAAUCUGCCUCGAGAGAGUCGGGAGCCGUCUGGCUCCCUCCAAGUUAUCGAACGUCAUUUACGUCAAUUUACGUUCGAGCUGCCGGGCCGCUCGAUAGCGAUCGCUACUUCCGAAAAUCCAUUGUCUCCGAAAAUCUCUCUCCAAAUAGCACCAAGAUGCCUACAGCCAAGAAGAGUAAAGAAGACGCAAACAAGGAAGCUUAUAGUAUAGAUGCCACCCAGGAAGCCAAAUCCUUCUUAGAGAAAAUCAUGGGUGAUGUGAGCAAGUCUUCAGCGACCAAACAGAUCAUCAUUGGUAGCACAUCGGGAUGGGUAACUGGAUUCGUCACCAUAAAGAUUGGAAAAGUGGCAGCCUGUGCAGUUGGCGGUGGAAUUAUCAUGCUGCAAAUUGCUGCGCAUCAGGGUUACAUAAAUAUCAAUUGGGAUAAGGUCAUGAGAAAGGCUGAGAAAAUAACGGAUAAGGUGGAAGAAAGGAUUACCGGCGAAGGGCCAAAUUUCAUGGAUAAGGUCGAGAGAUACGUCGAUAGAAAGCUGGAUAAAGCUGAACAUUUGAUGAAACAAGGAGAGACUCGUACGCGACGUUGGUAUCAUGCGUUGACCGGUGGCGAGGAUAGCUUCCAGCCAACGGAAUUCCACUUCUUUCUGGUUUCGUUUGUGGCGGGAGUCGCGAUCGGUGUCGCCACCGCUAACUAGGUAAUAAGUUGCUGCACUCUGAAUGCAACCAAGAGAAAGAUCGACAUCCACGUCGCGUCGAAGGGCAGCUGCUCGACUGUUAUCGACGCGCACGACAACGUCGUCGACGAGUAUAACAAUACAAUCAUGGAUGAGGUAAGGAACAAGAUCAACGUGCUGAAGAAAUGGGUGGCGCGAACUACGCUUAAUAAUCCUAGAUAAAUAGCUUUAUUUUUUAGUUUGUCACUGAUGAUAACGAUGAGUAAAACCUAUUCAUACACUACAGAACUGCUUAUAAUAUUUUUCCUUUCUUUUUUUAGAUCCUAAACUGAGAGUACAUAACAAAACAGGUUGUAGAUCUACAAUAAAUUUUUCAAGAUUAUCAAGUAGAGUAAAUUUUGCUCAUCGCUAUCCUCUCUAGAAUUAAUACAUCAAACAAAUGAAAGUCGCUAAUGUUUUCUCGUUAUUUGAUUAAGAAAAUGGAUUUAUUUAUACUAGCGAAAUUUAUUGAAAUUUUAUAGGCAUCACUUCGAUAUGUUAUUCACUUUAUAUUAUAUAUUCCCGUAAAUUCGUUCUCUGUUCGGAAUAUUUCUUAUAAAAAAAAUUUUUAGAAUCUUGGUAAUUUUGCUGUCACCAUUUGCAUAGAACAUGUGCGAACCAAAAAAAAAAUAUACAUAUAUAUAGUGUGCAUAUGAAACAAUAUAGAGAUUUCUUGUUCGUUCAGAAUGCAGCAAGAGAUUAGUCAUUCUAGGAUAUAAACAUUAGAAUAAUAUAAUUGUACACUACUUAUAUUAUAUUAUUAUUCUAAGGAAUUGCGAUUUAUAUUUUUUCCUUAUUUAUAUACUGCAUUCGCUAAUCGCCGUUUAUAUUUCCGUCACAUUCAUACAGAUCUUGAUAUGUAUUGUCUACAAUAAAAAUAAUUUAACCAUAUUCACUGUAAA